Messenger RNA from Lodderomyces theae, 564 nucleotides. It is a transcript of the gene PEX4, whose product is annotated as E2 ubiquitin-protein ligase peroxin 4. Gene Ontology annotation, cellular component: nucleus. Gene Ontology annotation, molecular function: ubiquitin conjugating enzyme activity. The transcript has a single exon. The coding region runs from base 1 to 564 and encodes 187 amino acids. NCBI's taxonomy places the organism in Eukaryota, Fungi, Ascomycota, Pichiomycetes, Serinales, Debaryomycetaceae. Gene Ontology annotation, biological process: protein polyubiquitination. The record is from RefSeq and is a predicted model, not a curated record.
AUGUCUGCGGAAAAACGUUUAAUCAGGGAAUACACUUCAUACAAGAAACAACCACCUCAUACCAACAACCACCAAAUAAUACAACUAUCCCCCGUCUCCGACGACUCGCUACUCCACUGGCAAGCAACCGUAGCCAAACCCACAAAGUCUGAUUCCCCUUACUACUAUGGCGGUAUCUGGAAACUAGCUAUCGAAGUUCCUACCAGCUAUCCCCAACAACCACCAACGAUCAAAUUCAUCACACCCAUAAUCCACCCCAACAUCAACUUCCAAACUGGUGAGAUAUGUCUUGAUGUGUUGAAAUCACAAUGGAGUCCAGCCUGGAACUUGGAAAGCUUGGUUGUCGCCAUUUUGCAAUUGUUGGAUAAUCCAGAACCGGAUUCACCGUUGAAUAUCGAUGCCGCUAAUUUAUACAGAUUGGAUAAAGUUGCAUUCGAAAGUUUGGUACAGUUUGAGAUUUGGAAAUGUGGUAACUUUUACCAAUUGAAUUUGAGUACUUUGAGCCAAAUGGACAAGAAACUGAGAUGUUUGACGAGGGACGUUUCAGGGGUGAAAUGUAACUAG